Messenger RNA from Myxocyprinus asiaticus (Chinese sucker), 3935 nucleotides. Its product is annotated as aminopeptidase RNPEPL1-like. Gene Ontology annotation, molecular function: zinc ion binding; metalloaminopeptidase activity. The coding region runs from base 493 to 2574 and encodes 693 amino acids. The transcript is spliced from 11 exons. Lineage: Eukaryota; Metazoa; Chordata; Actinopteri; Cypriniformes; Catostomidae. Gene Ontology annotation, biological process: proteolysis. The record is from RefSeq and is a predicted model, not a curated record.
CCUCCCCCGUUUAUACUUCCUGUUUUCUAAGGGAGUCUCUUAACUCAGAUCAUUACUGCUCAUCAGGGCUUAGCUAUGCCUUUUUUCCUCUCCCGGUAGUUUUUUUUUUUUUUUAACCGAUCUCUCGUGAGUCGUGGUCUCUCAAGACGUGAGCCGUAUAUCGACCGCGAGACAUCAACACAUAUACUCCGCUUUAGAUGGAGGUCGCGGGGCUCAACUCAUUCGUGUCUACGACUGUGAUGGAUUUUACGUAGUUUUGUUCUUGUUGUUGUUUUUAUGCAUGUUUUUACUGCCUUCUUGGUCGUUUUAUUUUAAUUUCUCUCUUUCGGUUUCCUCCUCUGCCCACUGUCCGGCCUCGACCGCUCCUUUAACUAAAGUAACAAUGUAACAAACUCGAUCGCUCGUUCGUUUUAUCUUCCGCCGAGCGCUUUCGCCGCUUUAAAGUUUGACGGUGUCGUCACGUCAACGCGUAUUUAUUCGCCAAACUUUACGAUGGCCGAGCUGCAGCGGCCGACGCUGUGCUGCUGUCGGAAAGUGCUGACUGUGCCCGGUAAGUCCUGCGAGGGCGGCCGGAGUCUGGCUCACUGUCGCCUGGUGGACGUCGCGUCGGCGUCCAACUUCCACAGCUUUAAACUCCGACAUUUCCAUCUGGACCUCCACCUGAACUUCGCCAUCAAGAGGAUAAUUGGGUGGCAGGUUCUGGAGCUCACACCCGUUCAGUCCGGUGUUCAGUCUCUCAUUUUGGACACGCAUCCUUCGCUAUUAAUUCAUUCCGUGGACUGUAAGGUGCCCGGUGCCUCCGGUGCUCCUGAUGUGUUUCUGUCGCUCACCUACAGAGUGGAGCCGUUCACCGAUUACGGGUCCUCGCUGAACAUCAGCCUCCCGGCCGUCGUGAUCCGGCCACACCGGGCGUUCCGUGUCACCAUACGCUACACCACCACAGACGGCCCUGCGAUCUGGUGGCUGGAUGCAGAGUUGACAUGCGGACAAACUCGUCCAUUGGUCUUCACUCAGGGUCACUCUGUCUGCAAUCGGUCAUUCUUUCCUUGCUUUGACACGCCAACUGUCAAAAGCACCUACUCUGCAACUGUCCGUGUACCAGAGGGUGUCACAGUGUUGAUGAGUGCCUCAAGAAGUGCAUACUCUAAACAGGGCAAGGUUUUCCAGUUCUCCAUGGAGUACCCUGUCCCAGCCUACCUUGUUGCCCUGGUCGCAGGAGACCUUCAACAUGCAGACAUUGGGCCAAGGAGUCGUGUGUGGGCUGAGCCUUGCAUUCUGACUUGUGCAGUCAGUAAGCUAGGUGGCAGUGUGGAGCGCUGGCUCAAUGUUGCAGAGGGGCUUUUUGGGCCUUAUAUUUGGGGAAGGUAUGACAUAGUGUUCCUUCCUCCUUCCUUCCCCAUUGUUGCCAUGGAGAACCCUUGUCUUACCUUCAUCAUUUCCUCCAUACUUGAGAGUCAGGAAUUUCUGCUGAUUGACGUCAUCCAUGAAAUUGCUCACGGCUGGUUUGGCAAUGCUGUCACCAAUGCUACCUGGGAAGAGAUGUGGCUCAGUGAGGGUCUGGCCACUUAUGCUCAGAGACGAAUUACAACAGAGGCCUUUGGAGAAGCUUUCACCUGUCUUGAGACUGUGUUCCGUUUAGAUGCUCUUCACAGACAGAUGCGUCUUCUUGGAGAUAACAACCCUGUCAGUAAGCUGCAGGCAAAAUUUGAGCCAGGUGUAAACCCCAGCAGUCUAAUGAACCUUUUCACUUAUGAGAAAGGCUUCUGCUUUGUUUCUUACCUCUCACAGCUGUGUGGUGACAUCAAGACAUUUGACAGUUUCCUUAGGGCUUACAUUGAGAAGUUCAGGUUCAGCAGUGUCGUCGCUCAGGAUCUGUUGGACUUCUUUCUUGGCUUCUUCCCUGAGCUGAAGGAGAGCUGCGUCGCUCAACGAGAGGGCCUGGAAUUUGAACGUUGGCUAAACGGCUGUGGUCCUCCGUUAUGUGAACCAGAUCUCUCGGCGGGUGGGGCUCUAACAGGUCCUGUCCAACAUUUGUGUGACCUCUGGGGCACCGAUGCCCCUGACCCCCAGGUGAUUGCAAACUUUGACCUCUCCACCUGGAGCACCUUCCAGACUGUCCUCUUCCUGGAUCGACUUCUUGACCGCUCACCUCUGCCUCAAGAGGUGAUGAGCCUUCUGUCAAGCUGCUACUCUGCAUUGUUGGAUGACAUGAACGCUGAAGUCCAGAUUCGAUGGCUGCAGAUCGUAGUGCGGAACAGCUUUUAUCCCGAUCUGCCUCGAGUUCGCAGCUUCUUGCAUAAACACACCUCACGGAUGUACACUGUGCCCUUGUAUGAGGAUCUGUGUGGUGGAGUGAUGAAGUGUUUUGCCGUGGAGGUAUUUUAUCAAACUCAGGCCUGUUUGCACCCUAAUCUACGCAGGACUCUUCAGCAGAUACUGUUCCAAAGUAGUGCCCUCAACACCAGCACAUCCCCUUCUCUGCUCACAUCUUCACCUUCCGCCCCCUCCUCGCCCACGGACUCACCACCCACCAAUGGGACCAUCGCACUGCGAGAUGUCAAUGUGUCCGCUUGAAUUCAAAACAGUACUGGAAGCAUCUGUGGAGAAGCCGAAGAAUUGAGCUGAAACCAGUAGGGACUGAACAGGACUUGAACUCCCUGGCUGACACUCUCUCCAACACUGGGAUGUCUUUUUAAAAAUGCAGACACUGAUAUUCAUAAGCUAAAAAAAAAAGCUGCUCAGGGUUGUGGAACAAAGUUGAGGACUGAUGUCAUGUAUCUUGUAUAUGAGGUUGAGGCCUAUUAUGCCACGAUCCGAGAGUUUGUGUGUGCUCGCACUAAUGGAUAAAGGUAUGUCUGUAUUUAGGAAAAUGGUUGCCAUUUGUAAGCCAUUAACAUUUUGAGUGCGUGUGAAUGUGUGUCUUUGUUAAUUUGUGUGGGUGUUCUGCAUAUGUUCCUCUGGCCUUUGCACAUCAUCUAAUUUGUUGUGUUUGCAUUCAUGAUCCAUUUAUUUGUUCUCCAAAACAACUGAGGAAUCAAGUAGAGGACUUGACGAGAUUUCCAAGAAUCUCAAUUGCAUUAAUUAAUGCAGAAGUGUUCUGUGGAGGACCAAUCCCUUGUGAGUCCCCUUCCCUUACAGUGUUAGAGAACUGUCAUGAAUGCACAUUUCUACUCGUUACCCAAAAAUGGCCUGAUGAAGACCCUACUUCACACAUUCUCAGCCUUUGAUAAAUGGACUGUUUCCUUUUCAUUUAAUUCUACUAACUGGAAUUUGUUUCUCACCCUUCUCUUUCCUGGUGCUAACCCCUCAGCGUUGAGUCUCAGGGAUAUCAAGACAGAAGAGGUGGAGACAUGUUAGUGCCUUUCAAAGCUUUAACCACUGGGUGUUUUUAACACUGCUGUCUACAUAGCCUGUAUUUGUUAUUUGAGCCAUACUUGGGUGACGUUGGUGACCAUCAUCCUAGAAAACGUACAACAUGUGUUAGAUGUUCUUUUCAGGAAAUGAGACUCUGUGGUAAGAUGAUUGUUUUUCAUGAAAGCGAUGUGUUUCACUACUUUUAAUUUUUGUUAAUCAGUGUAUUUCCCUUUAAUUAGUAAUUGAGAAGAAAGCAACAGUUUGAUUUGUGAAAAUGCAGUGAGUUAUUUUGGGGCUCAGGGUGGAGUUUCAGGUGGGCAGAUCCACGCUGAUCAUCAUUGGCCUUAAUGACCAGAACAAAGGUGACUGGUCAAAUUUUAUAGGUAGUACUGUAAAUGAAAUCUGUGUGCAGUUUGUGUUAUGUCUGAGGUUCCCACCUUGGAAUUCAUCUUCUUGCAUCAGAGGUCAUAUGACACACUCAUCAGCAAGUGAAAUAGGUUUGUUAAAUUAUAGAACCAUGGCUAUUGUGACUUGAAGAUUUAAACAAUGUGUGGCCAAAAUAAAAAUGUUUUCCCACCUAA